Botrytis deweyae is the source of this 2301-nucleotide messenger RNA. RefSeq lists its product as uncharacterized. NCBI's taxonomy places the organism in Eukaryota, Fungi, Ascomycota, Leotiomycetes, Helotiales, Sclerotiniaceae. The transcript is spliced from 2 exons. The record is from RefSeq and is a predicted model, not a curated record. Bases 1 to 2301 code for a protein of 766 amino acids.
AUGUUAUGCGCAACUUGCAGUACUAUAUUUUCCGGGGAUCGGCCUCCUCUAAUCUCUACCCCCUCGUCAAAUAUAGAUGACAUCAUCCGUCCUCUUCAUUCUGAUAUCUCAAUUCUUUGUGAUGGCGCGAUAAAUGGUUGCCAAUUGUGUGAUAUCAUCUGGAGACAUUUUUUCAGGGAUAAAUCGCCGGAGGAGUAUAGACAGUAUCCGUUAUUUUUGAGAGAUGGCGCGCUCCAUAUUAUUAGAAAUGGGACGAGGUAUAGGGUUAAGGGGUUAGAUCAGGAGUCUGUAGGAAGCGCAGGGGAUAAUGAGAAACAAGGAGACGGAAAUGGUGAUGGUGAUAAGGGAUUUGAGAUUAUGGUGGAGUUGAAUGCACAGAUGGAUAGAGAGGUGCCGCGAUGGAAAACUAUUAAUGUGUCGGUUUUGAAUGCGGAAGAAUGUCUUGCACCACUUCGAGAAUUGCCAAAACCGGAUCUCAGUAUCUUCUCUGAGAAUACCUGGACAACAAUGCUGCAAUGGGCCAAUGAUUGUAUUGAAAAUCAUCCUAAAUGUAACCCCACGACUGAAGAAGCUCCAUGGUAUCCUACGCGAUUAAUCGACGUACAGUAUCUCAUCAGUCCUGACCCAGUAGCGCAAUUAACAGCUCUGAUGUUCAACAUGUCAACUGGUCAUUUCCCUGCAAAUUGCAGAUUGAUAGAAACCAAAGACACACCACCAGAAGACCCCUCCUAUCUCACACUCAGUCAUCGCUGGCCCGCCCAAGGAGGUAUCAGUGCGCGACUCGAAAAAUCCAACAUCGAACAAAUGAAAGAAUUCAUCCCCUCCGAUAUCCUACCCUCCAGAUUUCAAGAAGCGAUUCUAGUCGCCCGACGUCUCCACGUCCGUUAUAUCUGGAUCGACUCCCUCUGCAUCAUCCAAGAUUGCGCCGAAGACUGGAGUCAAGAAGCGCAAACAAUGGGUGACGUGUACGCACAUUCUCUCCUCAAUCUCUGCGGUACCGCCGCCAUCGAUACAUUGAUCCCCGUGCGAAAUCCAGAGCUGAUCCAUCCCUGUAUCGUGAAGUCGACUUGGGAUAAUGUCCCCAAUCACGAAUUCGUCAUUACCGAUUUCCAGUUCUGGAAAGAAAGAAUCUAUAGUUCUCCGUGCAAUAAGCGGGCUUGGAUAACGCAGGAAAGAUGGCUUAGUCCGAGAAUCUUGCAUUUUGCUUUCGAUCAGAUGGUUUGGGAAUGCAGAACGCUUGAAGCUUCGGAGACUUUUCCGUUGGGAUUGCCGAAACAGGUGAGGCUCAAUAAACACACGGGGUUUAAAUUUCCUGGGAACGCUCGAGUUUUUGGACGUCAGCAGGAUAAGAAAGAAGAAGGAGAUACACAUAUACAAGAUUGGUACCGCGUCCUCGAAACCUACGGACGCUCCGAAGUAACUUUUGAGAAAGACCGCCUCGUAGCCAUCGCAGGGGUAGCCCAAAAAUUCUCCCUCCUCCUCCAAGACACCUUCCUCGCCGGUAUCUGGCGAAGCCAUCUCCCGGGCACACUCCUCUGGAGCGUGCACAAAGGCCUCCGCUCCAACCAUCCCUUCCCGCUCCCCAACCUCGCAGCCCGCGAACUCGUCGGAACAAAUCCCACAUACCACAUUACUGAAUCUAGUCGGCUCGCCUCCUACGAAGCUCCCUCCUGGUCCUGGGCUUCCGUAUCCGGGGACAUCGAGCCUGGAUUUCCUAUCUCCCUCGCAAGUAAAUAUUCUAUGAUCGAGCUGCUCACCGCGCAAGUAAAUCCACUCGAUUCCGCUCUGCCCUUCGGAAGAAUCCACUCCGCGCAUUUGAUCUUGCGCGGAAUUCUUUAUCCCCUCUCCAUGGACCCCCCCGAUUGGCCUGCCAAUCUCCCGUCUUGGAAUCGCGAAGAGCCAACCAUUUAUAUUUCCGGCCAACCGAAAAAGAAUGUCGAAAUCCUCGAGGGGAUUUUCGUGGAGAAGUUUAGUCAUGUGGUACAUGUACGGGUCGAUCAACCAGAGGAGUAUGGCGAUAUUGCACGCGCGUGUUUUUUGCCGGUUGCGAAGGCGAAGUUUGAGAGAGAGGGACAUGAGAUGAAUGGGUUGAAGUUGGUGUAUGGAUUGUGUGUUUUGAGUACGGGGAAACGGGGAGAGUAUAGGAGAUUGGGAAGGGUGGACUUUAGUGGAGAGCAGUGCGAUUUGUUUGAGAAGGGACUUGAGAAUCUGAGAGGAAGAGAGGAUGGAGAGACUGAAUUCGAGAUGGGUGGAAAGGAUUUCUAUUUGCCUGAAGAGAUUGGCACCUUUAAGCUUAUAUAG